Molecule: messenger RNA, 3640 nt
Organism: Lampris incognitus (smalleye Pacific opah)
Lineage: Eukaryota; Metazoa; Chordata; Actinopteri; Lampriformes; Lampridae
Gene: mdm4
Product: MDM4 regulator of p53
Exons: 11
Coding region: 209-1711 (500 amino acids)
Biological process (GO): negative regulation of apoptotic process; protein ubiquitination; regulation of cell cycle
Cellular component (GO): nucleus
Molecular function (GO): ubiquitin-protein transferase activity
Source: RefSeq, a predicted model, not a curated record
UUGCGGAACCAUUGUCAUUUUGAAUCCCCCAGGCCAGCUAUCGAGUUAACUUGGCGGCGUUAGUUUCGAAACAGUAAAACGAGUUCACUCAUGACAUUUAAGUUUGUUUGUUAGAUGUCAGGGCUACAAGAAUAAGCGCAACGAUGUAGUAAUUUUAAAGUGAGACCAAAAUCACGAAAGAUUUCAGACUUAAUCCAGCUCGUUUACUAUGAGCUCAAUAGCAGCUCAGCCACUGGCGUCAAGCUCAUCAUGCAGAACACUACCAGGAGAGGGAAAUCAGGUGCAACCCAGAGCACCUCUCCUGCAGAUUCUGCGUGUUGCUGGAGCCCAGGAAGACGUAUUCACUCUUAAAGAGGUGAUGCAUUACUUGGGACAGUACAUCAUGGGGAAGCAACUGUAUGACAAACAGAGGCAGCACAUUGUCCACUGUCAAGAUGACCCACUAGGAGAGCUGCUGGAAGUGGAGAGCUUUUCUGUCAAAAACCCAAGCCCAGUGUACGAAAUGCUGAAGAAGUACUUGGUGGUGCUUGAAUGUGCUGACGCUGCAGAGAAUCUUUCUGUGGGCCAUGAGUGUGUAGAGGGCGGAGAGGAGGAUCGUGGUCAGGCAUGUGGAGGUGUGGCCAAAGCAGGACUCGAGGCUGGCACUGAUGGGCCCCUCCUCCUGCAGACCCCCUCCCAGAGACGACCCCGGGACUCAGACGAAGAUUCUCUCGAAGGUCUGCCACGGUCAGCGUGUAAACGGCCCAAGCUUGAUGUUACUCUGGAUGAGUGGGACCUCUCUGGUCUGCCCUGGUGGUUUCUGGGCAAUCUCCGUAGUAACUACAGCCGCAAGAGCAAUGGGUCCACAGAUAUCCAUACUAACCAACUGUCUCCUGCACAGGAGGAGGACACAGCCAUCGUGUCAGACACCACCGAUGACCUAUGGUUCCUGACAGAGGGGGAGAGUGAACAGGUGAGUGUGGAGAUGAAGGAGGCCGUGCUGGAAGAAGGAAGCAGAGGAGAAGGAGAGGCUCUGCCUGAGGACGAAGAACCAGGAGGGAAAGAGGAGAGAGCAGAUGGGGAGAUGCAGGAAGAGCCAGAUGAGGAGUCCCAGUGUCUGAGCGAUGACACUGAUAUAGAGAUCUCCAUGCAGGAUGCAUGGCAAUGCACCGAGUGCAGGAAGUUCAACAUUCCUCUCAGAAGGUACUGUGUUCGCUGCUGGGCCCUAAGGAAGAACUGGUAUAAAGAUGUCCCCCGACUCGCCCAUUCCCUCUCUGACCCUGACAUUCCAGCGUGCAGUUCUCUUGCACCCACGUCCACCCAUGAUGAAGAAGAUGACAGUGACACAGGCAUCGACGUUCCAGAUUGCAGCAGGACAAUUUCUGACCCUGUGAUCCCGUCGAGCUACUACUCCACGUCUGAUCAGCCGCCGCCCACAGUGGUCGCAGAGAAGAGUAAGGUGCCUCGGCUGUGCAGCUUGCCCAAGGUGGAGCAGCUGUCGGAGGGGGACAGCCAGGAGAGUUUAGGAAUGGAGGUUGAAAUUCGGCCUAAGGUCAUAAUGGAACCGUGUAGGCUGUGUCGGGUGCGCCCUCGUAAUGGAAAUAUAAUACACGGACGUACGGCUCAUCUCCUCACCUGCUUCCCCUGUGCCAGGAGGUUACACAAGUUCCAGGCUCCUUGUCCCGGCUGUGGAAAGAUCAUCCAAAAAGUUAUCAAGACUUUUGUCAUAUAAAAAUGCUAAACGGCUGAGCUCCUUUCCUGGGGAGCCAAUCAAUGGUUUAAGCAAAUGCAUUUACACGCAAAGUAAGAUAGCUCAACAAACCAAUAUCAACACAAACCCACACAUACCCAUACUGAUGCACUUGGUUGAGUUUGCCUUUGGUUGUAUGGUUUAUUUUUGCAUCACACGGCCUCUGAAACAUCGAGAGAGAAGUACGUCGAGAGAGAAAUACAAGGUCAGUUAUUUAUUUUAUUUAUUGGCGGGACAUAUGUGAUUGUAUAGUACAUUGGAGCUGUUGUUUGAAUUUAAAGUUUUCAGUGUCAUGAAGGCUUUUAUUUCCUUGUUCGAGGCUAAAUUGAGAUUUUCCCCACAACCACAAGGUUGUCUAAGUAAAUGUGGCUUUGUUUCACAAUGUGAAGUGGUGCCAAACUAUAGUUCAGUGUUGUUUGAAUCCUCACCCCCAGUGUGAGCACACACACACACACACUCACUCUCUCUCUCUCUCUCUUGGUUCAGAAGGUGCAAAUUGUGAGAAAUACCUGCAGGUUAUGGAACACUUAGUUUCUUGUGUUUAUUUUUUCCCUCCUCGACCCUUGGAAGUUUUGUGGCUUAGUCUGUUUGUAAAGGCGAGAUUAACUUGACGCUCUUCCUUCAGUUGUUUUGGAUUUUGAAGGCUAUAGUCCUUUCAAUGAAUCCUGCAUUACUGAGGUGUUACCUUUUCUUGUUUUGCUCCGUCAGUGAACGUACCAUACAAUGCAAACGUGGAUAUGGUCGUUUCUCUUGGAAAAAUACUUUUAAGGUAAUUAGCAUCAAUGUUUAUCUGCAGAGAAAGGUAAUUCACUGUAAUCUGUUCUAAAGGAAGCUUCUCUUGUUGUUCAUUCAAUAUUUACAAUCUCCAAGCUGCUGAUGGAAGUUUUGCCUGCAUUAAUUUGCCCCAUAUAAUCUUCAGUCAACAUCUGAAUUUUCUUUGAGAAGAAGUGUUGGGCCUGAUGAAGUUGUAAGUUAAUCUAUAUAUUUUAUAUUUAAAUUAUUUAUGAUUGUGUUUGAUUGUUCAAUGAUCACUUCUCAAUAAACCAGGAAGAAAAGGAAAAAAAAGCAAGCCCACAGGUGAUUUGACUACAUUUGUUCAUUGGGGCAAAUCGAACGAGUAGUUAGGGGGGUAAAAAGUACAACGAAAGACAAAGGUUUAUUCUGCUUACAUACUGUUCAGUACUUUAUAGGGGAAAUGUUUAACUGAAGCGUCACACUGCCAUGUGAUUUUGAUUUUUGUGUGUUUUCAUUGUUUUAUGGACAUUUGUUGGUGGCUCUGAAUUAUUUGAAGAAUACUAGGUCGGACAGUUCCAAGAGAAGUGUGUCCGUUCUGCCGGUGAGAAAAGUGCGGCUUGUCUUAGGAUACUCUCCGCAUUUCACCUGCGUAAAAUGUACAGAGACAUUUGGCUCUUCGUUGAUUCUGACGUAAGCUUUAAGCUGUAGGGAGCAACUCGUUUGUGCUGUGGUCGGCUCUUGGCCUUGCGUUUAGCCUCUCCGCCAGCAGGGGGCGAGAAUCCUCGGUCUAAAAUCUGCUACUGGUACAAUGUCAGAACACGUACACGUAAUUUCCACAUAGCAUGCCUCCUAGUGUGACUAAACCCAUCACUAGGGUAGAGUGAGAGCUAUAUUAGCUUAGAAAAGACUUAAUGUAGCCUAUGUAUCGCUGUCCUUGUUUAAAAACAACCGUAAGAUACUGAAUGUUAACCCAUGUUAUGCCAAUGGUAUUCUGUGCAAUUUACCUGUUUACCGAUUCAAACCAAUUAAAUUUCAGUAGUUAUGAAUAUAGCCAGUAAGUGUGGUACAAUGGAUAUGUAUAUUUUGUUCCAUUAUUUUUUUUCUUCAAAAAAAAAGGAAUGUUGUGAUGACCUCUGAUGUGCCACUGUUACAUUUUUGUAAAGCAAUAAAGGAUUA